Lymnaea stagnalis (great pond snail) is the source of this 6329-nucleotide messenger RNA. NCBI's taxonomy places the organism in Eukaryota, Metazoa, Mollusca, Gastropoda, Lymnaeidae. The record is from the annotation of a GenBank genome assembly.
GUCGGACGUUCCAUUGGCUGAUACCACCUUGAGUUGCCAGUCUCGUGUUGAACACACAGGUUCCUCAGUUUCUUGUGCUCUUCUUACUCUGCCUCCACGCAUCAGCUUCAGCUUGAAGAGGGACACAUUAUUCACGACAGCAGCACACCACUUAGGUACUAGAGCUAAGGAAUACUGUUACAUAAAUGAAUUAUAAUUUUUUAUAUGUUUCUCGGACUGUGACUAGCAUACAUUGUUUUGUAGGCGCACGUCCAUAUUUUAACUGAUUUGGCAUUUAACGCUUCCGUUAAGUUAAUUUUUUUAACGGCUCUUAUGACACAUGUAAACAGUUGCAAUGUCUCUGUAGUUCCUCUAAAUUUCACUUUUCUAAUAUUUUAAUUCAUUAAAGCUAUUUUUAAAAAUUGCCAAGAUAUAUUUAUAUCGAAUCGAAUGCUAUGCAAUAAUGUGUUCCUUGCCAUUUUAGGCAACUGUUCGUUGUUUUGACUUGGAUAUCAUAGCAAAAUGGCGCACGGUUAUGACGUUCCUCUGACGUGUGACCUCGAUCCAAGGUUGCAGUGCCCGAUUUGUCUCCUCGUCUUGUGUAACGCCAUCCAGACCACUUGCGGGCACAGAUUUUGUGAGGCGUGCAUCAAGAAAGUCAUCUUGUAAGUUGUCCUCAAAAGUCUGGUCGCUACUUGUAGAAAAGUUCAAACAAGUGGGCCCCUUUUGGUUGGCUGUCUGCUGUUGAUCGUUUGCACUUUCAAGCUGUCUCACCUCAAUUGGCAAAUAGCGUAAUGUCAUUUAAAUUUAACAAUUUAAGAUAAUAUACCUACAGCCAUCUAAUCACUACUUCCUUACGAUCCUACACAAAUUCAUUUCAGUUUAUAUAAUCUCUAAAACCUAUCCCAAAUUUAUUACUUUUAAAUAAAGUUCAAGUCCGUCUCUACGUCUUUAGUUGUACCUUUGACAACACCACGUGACCAAUCGAAAAAUAAAUAUAUAUUUUUUUAUUUUUUUGUAACAAAUUUAUUUUCAGAAGCAAAAACUCAAUACUGACUUGCCCAAUUGAUAAAACGUUUUCAAAAGUUGAAGAGGUGAGAGAUUUGCAUGUUUUGUUUACUUGGAAUUGUUAUCUCGAUUAUUUUAAGAUAUUUUUACAACAAUUAACCUUAUAACUAUGUUCCUAAGGUAACGUACAUUGUUGUUUACAUAAAAUGAUAGCCAUUGAAUGUUGGAUACACUCCUAGCAAUGCAAGUGACGUACCAUACAGCACAUAGAGGUGGAGCUCUGUAAAGCACCGAGGUGGAGCUCUCCAAAUCCCUGAGAGGUGAAGCUCUCCAGAGAGGUGAAGCUCUCCAGGAGCAUCGACGUGCGCCUCUACAUGGCACAGGGGGAUGCGCCUCUACAAGGCACAGGGGGGUGUGCCUCUACAAGGCACAGGGGGAUGCGCCUCUACAAGGCACAGGGGGAUGCGCCUCUACAAGGCACAUGGGGAUGCGCCUCUACAAGGCACAGGGGGAUGCGCCUCUACAAGGCACAUGGGGAUGCGCCUCUAGGCACAGGGGGAUGCGCCUCUACAAGGCACAGGGGGAUGCGCCUCUACAAGGCACAGGGGGAUGCGCCUCUACAAGGCACAGGGGGAUGCGCCUCUACAAGGCACAUGGGGAUGCGCCUCUACAAGGCACAUGGGGAUGCGCCUCUACAAGGCACAUGGGGAUGCGCCUCUACAAGGCACAUAGAGGUGCACGUCGCCAGAAAUUUCGCAACGCUGCUGCUCUGACUCCACUCAAGUAUAUAGUCUCGCAUUGUUCUACUUGGUGUAUUGUAUUAUAGUAUUUUUAAGAGUACCAACUGUUUACACUGAUAUUCCAGAUAUUUCCAGACGUGGCCACCAGGAGAGAAGUUUUGUCACUGGCUAUCAAAUGCACAAACCACAACGAGGGUUGCACGUGGCAAGGAGAGCUCAGAGAAUUACAGGUCAGAUAGGUCAUUGUUAAACAGGUCAGAUAGGUCAUUGUUAACAAGCUGAUUUGUACAAUCUAUUCUUUGAUUACACGCAAUAUAUGUAUUCAUGGUUGAUUAAACACGUGUUCAUGGUUGAUUACACAAAGGAUUUAUGGUUGAUACAUUUGAUUGAUUCAAAUUAAGUACAAGGCUUGUGCCUGGAAAUACAAUUAAGACUUUACCAAAAAUAUUGUGACCAGCUUUCUCCAUUUACCAAAAAGGGAGGAGAUAGCAGAGACAAGGUGUUAUCUGAAACAUGAAAUUUAACUUCCGACUUUCUCAUUUGCUUAGUCCAUUUCAUGCCAAUUUCUACCAAUAUGAAUUCUUCCAUAAAAUUUCUUCCAGGGUGUUUCUUCUACCAAUAUAUAUUGUUUUUAGUGUUUUUAGUGUGACAGCACCAUCACACUGUGUGUAGCAACGGUUUUAUUUUUUUGUUACAGAACCAUCACACUGUUUGUAGCAAGGAGAAGGUCGUCUGCUCCAACGGAUGUGGCGCCAAGUGUCGCCGGGCAGACAUUGACGAACACUUGCACCAGUGCCCGUCCCGUCAGGUGCACUGUUUGUUCUGUGGUGAAAAUCUGCUGCACUGCAAAAUGAUCGUAAGAUAUCUUUAUCCUCGUGACCGUAGUCCAGGCAUUGAUCGCUCUUUUUUUCCCAGUCCCUACUUUGUUUAGAAACGUAAAGAUAAAUAAUUGCCCGAACAUUGACAUAAGGCAAAUUAGAAAUAGAUCUAGUUAACUUUUUUUUUUUACCUAAGUUGCACAACUUUCAUGUUCUAGAGCCACACCGAGAAAUGCCCCAAGGCCCCUGUAACGUGCACCCUGUGUGGUGAUGACAAGCUGAUCAGAGCUGAAAUCGGACAGCACCAAGACCCAGUGGUGGGCGUAUGCCCUAAAGCCAUCAUCACUUGUCCAUUUACUUCAACAGGCUGUUCCUUCAAGGUAUAAGACGCCGCACCAGUGAAAAAAAUUCAGCUUCAUUACUAUCGAAGCGUCUUAAAUCAAGAAUAUCAAAUGUGAAUGACAAAGGUUUAGAUAAGUUUAUCUAAACUGGUCCAUUUACUUUUACAAGGUUAUCUAAACUGGUCCAUUUACUUUUACAAGUUUAUCUAAACUGGUCCAUUUACUUUUACAAGUUUAUAUAAACUGGUCCAUUUACUUUACAAGUUUAUAUAAACUGGUCCAUUUACUUUUACAAGUUUAUAUAAACUGGUCCAUUUACUUUUACAAGUUUAUCUAAACUGGUCCAUUUACUUUUACAAGUUUAAAUAAACUGGUCCAUUUACUUUUACAAGUUUAUAUAAACUGGUCCAUUUACUUUUACAAGUUUAUAUAAACUGGUCCAUUUACUUUUACAAGUUUAUAUAAACUGGUCCAUUUACUUUUACAAACAUUUUUUAAGAUUGGAAACAUUUUAGAAAUGUCGCAUUUGAUAGUUUAACCAAAUCUAUCUCCGUGUAUAGGCCGAGCGUCACAAAGUAGAGCAGCACACCAAGGAGUUGGGCUCACUGUAUCAACACAUGGAGAUGGCUGGGCGGAAGAUUGCAGAACAUUGCAACAUUAUCAAAGAGUUGCAGAAGGAACUUGUUGGAACUACAAAGUAGGUCAUCUUCUAGUUGCCGAUACAAAGUAGAUCAUUUUCUUGUUGCCGCUACAAAGUAGAUCAUCUCCUUGUUACCACUACAAAGUAGGUCAACAUCUUGUUGCCACUACAAAGUAGGUCACCUUUGAUCUUUGUCUACACAUGAAGCUAUGUAUUUGUCUAUCAUUGGAACAAUGUCUUUGUCUAUCAUUGGAACAAUGUCUUUGUCUAUCAUUGGAACAAUGUCUUUGUCUAUCAUUGGAACAAUGUCUUUGUCUAUCAUUGGAACAAUGUCUUUGUCUAUCAUUGGAACAAUGUCUUUGUCUAUCAUUGGAACAAUGUCUUUGUCUAUCAUUGGAACAAUGUCUUUGUCUAUCAUUGGAACAAUGUCUUUGUCUAUCAUUGGAACAAUGUCUUUGUCUAUCAUUGGAACAAUGUCUUUGUCUAUCAUUGGAACAAUGUCUUUGUCUAUCAUUGGAACAAUGUCUUUGUCUAUCAUUGGAACAAUGUCUUUGUCUAUCAUUGGAACAAUGUCUUUGUCCACACAUGAAGCUAUGUCUUUGUCUAUCACUAGAACAAUGUCUUCGUCUAUCAUUGGAGCAAUGUCUUUCUCCACGCUUGAAAAUGCUUAUCCAUACAAAUGUACAGUUCUCAUUAAAUCUCUCUAGAAAAGCCACUGAGGCUUACGAACUGCUCAUGGCAAAUCAACGCAACCAAUCACAGAUGUCCAAGGAGAUCAGAGACCGUAAUGUGACGGGCAAACUUCAUUGGAAGGUCAAGGUUGGCCAGCAAAGAAAUCCUCGCACCAGCUACUGCAGUCCGUCAUUCUACACCGGCUGCCCGGGAUACAAGGUGAGUUAAUCUGUCGUUGAUACAGCUGGAUACUAUGUGUAGCACAAUCGUUAGUCUUGAGUCUAUAUUUUAUGGCUUUGACCUUGGGUCACUUGUGGGAGCAGCGAUGUGAAUUUGGCAUGAUUUUCAGAUUACCGGUAGUUAAAUGAUUGACUUGUGUUACAGAUUAGUCAAGGCCUGAGAGCAAGUUAAAUUUAUAAAUUAUCUUCUGGCUAAUUUCAAGGAAAGCGUUAGAUUUGACCUAUGAACUGUCCUUUCAGGUUCAACUGACUUUGGACAUGGACGGACACAAGGAAGGUCACGUCAGGUACACCAGUCUUAGUGUCACGCUGCUACCAGGAGAGUACGACGACGAUAUUGUCUUCCCGUUCAAUGCCACGUGUUACGUGACCCUUUAUGACCAGGUCAGUUGUUUACUAAUUUAAGUACCUUGACAGAUUUCUAUUUAUAAAUUUAACUACUACUACGCCUGAUUUAAUGUCGGCCAGUUAAUGUUGGGAUGACAACCAGGAUAAGUCUAGAUUUUUUUUUUAAAUUCUGUAAUUGUCUUUGCAUGCUGUUUUUGUGAUACCUAUAAGUCUAAAGACUUAAGAGAAUAAGUCUAAAGACUUAAGAGACUUAAGACUUAAGUUUUUAUUAUUUUUAUCAUUAUUAUUAUUCAUGCAAGCCUGUGUUAAUAUUGUAAGUUACUAACGCCGAAUAUUUAAUUAGAUAUGAUUGAACUACAAAUUUCAUUAUUUUGUGUGACGGAUAAUAACGUCAUAAUUCGAGAGCUUUAUGAGCAUAUAUUGAUGUAGAUUAUUUAAUUAUGACAAGCCCGAUAACUAACUAAACAUAACUCUUGCUGACGUCUGCAGGCAAACGCUUCCUCUCGUCGUGUCAACCUGACCCAGGAGAUAGUGCUGCGGGAAGUUCCCAGAAACAACAGGGGACAAUCAGGGGACAGAAUCUACAGGAGGGGUAAGAGUUCAAAAUAAACAAAAUAAUAAUAAUAAUAAAGUUCAUUUCAAAAACACGCUUCAUCCCCAAAGGCUCGAAGCGCGGUACAAAGUCAACAAAAAACAAAUCCAUAAUUUAACACAUUUAAAACAAACGCAACACUACAAAAUCUAAUUACAAGCAUACAAUGGCAAAUUCUUUCUAGCCAUUUCAACCAUACGCAACAUAAAUAAAUCAUGGGUUGUGUAAAAAUCAACAAUCGGUUAUCGGUUUCAAAAUCGAUUACCCGAUUUCCGGUUAUCGUUAACAUCUUAAGUUUUUUUUAUUACGUCUCCAGUCGCCGUAGUAAAAUGUUAGUUUGAAACACUUCUCCGCCUUUCAAACACUGUUCGACCUUUUCUGUUUCAGAGAAUAACAAAUACAUCAGCCGCUACGAGCUGAUGGGCAGACAAUCUCGCUUCCUCAAGAACGGCUUCCUGCACUUCGAAAUUACAGUUCUGCACUCCUUCUACCCACCCCCUGAAGCCUCGCACGCGCCAGCCUGUCUUAACAAUCUCUUCGGUCACGGAUCUUUCAUCAUCCACACGCCUACCAGGCCACAAGUUCCUCCUCCAGCUCAGCCCCCGGUAAUGGGUGUGGCAUCAUUGGCUAUUGGGAAUUAGACAUUUUCCCCAUAAACUUUUUGCGGAAAUGUAUAAAAUGAUACAGGGUUUACCCGUUUUUUUGUAAAUAUUUUUAUAUUAUUCACUGUCCCCUACAACACAUCGGAAAUUUUUUAUCAUUUAUUUAAACUGAUAAUUUUUAAAAUAGUUUGUUUUAGACAAAUCUGUUGCACCAUGACAUUUGUUUAGCUGCGCGUCUGUGUUAAUUUUAAAUUUCAGUAUGCAAUUUUUUGAAUAUAUAUGUAAAAUUAUGUUUAAUGUAAUUGAAAACCCUGCAAUUAAGUCCAAAAGUGUUUUUGUAUCCAUGUCCC